GGCAGAGCUGAGCUGAGAGCAUCAAGAUGGCCUCUGCUGUGUUUCUUCUGCUGCAGCUGCUGCUGCAGCUGCUGCUGCUCACCUCCCAGGUGUCGGCGUCUCAUCACUGGGGAGGAACCACCAGCUUCACCUACAAAGGAAGGAACCCUGAUGGGACGGUUAAGAUGUCUCUCCGUACCAGAGAUACGUAUGAUUCCUGUUAUUAUUACCUCUACUGGUAUUGUUACGGUGGUAACUGCGGCUAUGCAAACACUCGAGUCAGAAGUCAAAUUGACUCCAGCAGCAACACUCCAUCCUAUAAAAGCCAGUGGUGCGAAUCAGAAACUGUUGAGACGUGGACCCUCCCCAGUGACAAACCUUUCAAUCUCAGGGCAGCCAGCUGCUGCUGGAUCGAUACUCGUAACUCGGUUGUUAACUGGAACUACGAUUCUCAAGUGGAUUUUGGAACGAGGUCGGACACAAGAAAACCAAAUAAAUCACCUGACAUUGCCAUUGUCCCCUUCUUAAGAGUUCCUCAGAACUGCCCAAGAACGUACAGGCUGGCUGCCUUUGACCCUGAUGGUGACCGAGUCCGCUGCAGGUAUGGGAGUAACUACGGAUACGAGUGUGAGAACUGCCAUCUCCCUUCAGGCUUCCAGCUUGACCAGGAUUCUUGCACUUUACGCUACCAGUCCACCUAUUCCGACUACAGAAUCUUUGGUUUUGAGAUGGUGGUAGAAGACUACGCACGCGGCACUAUCGAUUUGUUCUACUCUGAUGGAUCAAGUGUUCGCAAGUAUCCACUGCCUUCAAGGAUGAAGAGACAAUCCUGGUUGCAGACUUCCUCCGCCCCCCCAACUACAACUACCACAAACAACCCCUGGUGGUGGCAGUCUACCACUACACAAACUCCCACUACACAAACUCCCACAACUACCACAAACAACCCCUGGUGGUGGUGGCACACUGGCAUUGCACAAAUUCUCACAACUACCGCUGCACCAACUACCACAAACAACCCCUGGUGGUGGUGGCAGACUACCACUACACAAGCUCCCACAACUACCGCUGCACCAACUACCACAAUUACCACAAACAACCCCUGGUGGUGGUGGCAGACUACCACUACACCAACUCCCACAACCACAAACAACCCCUGGUGGUGGUGGCAGACUACCACUACACCAACUCCCACAACUACCACAUACAACCCCUGGUGGUGGCAGACUGCCAUUGCACCCACACCAACCGGGCAAAGUGUGAGCAGUACUCCCCUUAGUAAGCAACCUCUGCAGUUCUCUUUUCUAGUGGACCCGCCCGUUCCCUCAUGUGAGGAGGGUCUCUACCUGCCUAAAUUUGAGUCUCCGACACCUUCACAUGGAACACGGAUCACGGCUGAGGUCAACAAAGAGGUGGAGAUCAGAGUCAAGGCAACCGCAGUGUAUUCAUCAAUCCAAAACAUCGUCUUCAGUGGGCCAACAAACGUCACCAAGCACAGGGACACCAACAACGACUUUGUCAUCAGGUGGACACCAGCUGAAGACGACCUGGAGGAACAAUACCCAAUCUGCUUUGUGGUGGAAUCAGUGAACGGGAACUCUGCCUAUCAGUCUGAGAUGAGGUGUGUUCUGGUGGAAGUCCAAAAGCAUCAGAUUGAAGCCACAGUGACCUGCAGCGAAUCCACAAUGAAGGUUGAGGUUGACAAAGCUUCCUUCUUUGGACUCCAGGAGGAUCAUCUUCGCCUCAGUGACCCCAGCAACACCAUCUGCAGCCUCCACAGACACUCCAACAGCACUCACAUCGUCGCCAUCAUCCCCCUCAACGGAUGUGGGACUCAGAUCGAGGAAGACGAUGACUACCUCAUUUUCAAGAAUGAGAUCACCACGGGGAGUGACGACCGAAAUGCUCUGAUCACCAGGAAGCACCUGGUGGAGGCCCGGUUCUACUGCCAGUACCCCAAACGGGGGAAUGUGACCCUGAGCUUCAAAGUGCACAGAAAGAACGUCACGGUGUGGGAGAAAGGCUUCGGCACGUUCACCUACCAGCUUGAGUUCUACCCAGACAAUCGGUUCGGCGCCAUGUUCAGCCCAAACUCUUACCCCCUGGAGUACGACGUUGGAGACAGGAUCUACAUGCAGCUGGACGCCAGCUCCUCCGUCAACAACACCGAGAUGUUUGUGGAGUCCUGCAGAGCUGCACCGUAUGACAACCCCAACUACCAUCCAACCUACUCCAUCAUUGAGAACGGGUGCAAUGUUGACCCGACUCUGCAGAUCCACUCCACCGCCAACAACAAGGAGUUCAGGUUCAGCAUUGAGGCCUUCAAGUUCAUCGGACUGCAUGAUCAGGUGUACAUCAGCUGCACAGUCAUGAUGUGUGAAGCAGGAAACCCCAACACCAGGUGCUCAAGGGGAUGCAGCAACUCCACCGGGCACAACGUCCGCAGAAAGAGAGAGGCUGUGAUCGAGAGCGGAAAGCACUUCGUUUCCCAGGGUCCUUUGCGUCUGAAGCGUGAAGCGGACCCCAGAGGGGGCUCAGCUGUCAACCUGAACCUGAACAUGAUGUUUGUGGCUGGAUGUCUCCUUGCUGCUGUUGGGAUGAUCUGCGGCGUGAUCAUCUACAAAACCAAAACCUCCAGGGCCAAAUACCAACCUCUGCCUACACAUGAAAGCUAAAACUGGAACUUAGUUGCUGUAAUGUGAGAUCUUGGGUGUUUCUGAAGUAAUGUAAUUUUCUAAACUAAUGUAGAAGCAAAUAGCUGAAUAAAUGACCAGUUCUGUUUCCUCCUGCUCUGUAAUGAUGGUAGCACGGAUUAAAUGUUUGUCUGUUAUAAUUAGUCAGCUUUGAACUAAGUUGUCUCAGUCAUAUGUUAAAAAAUUAUUUCUAUCUUUUUGUGUUCUUUCCUGGGUGGGUUUGGUAUUUCUAAAUGGCUCAAUAAAAAGACUCUUAAAAGAUGCAAAUGUUUUU
This is a messenger RNA of Gambusia affinis (western mosquitofish), 2946 nucleotides long. RefSeq lists its product as uncharacterized. The transcript is spliced from 14 exons. The coding region runs from base 27 to 2654 and encodes 875 amino acids. The record is from RefSeq and is a predicted model, not a curated record. NCBI's taxonomy places the organism in Eukaryota, Metazoa, Chordata, Actinopteri, Cyprinodontiformes, Poeciliidae.